Molecule: messenger RNA, 1965 nt
Organism: Helobdella robusta
Lineage: Eukaryota; Metazoa; Annelida; Clitellata; Rhynchobdellida; Glossiphoniidae
Exons: 6
Coding region: 115-546 (143 amino acids)
Biological process (GO): fatty acid transport
Cellular component (GO): nucleus; cytosol
Molecular function (GO): fatty acid binding
Source: RefSeq, a predicted model, not a curated record
AUCACGCGAUCAUUGAUUUAAUUUGACCGGUCUGCUCGCCCUAACUGGCCUACUAUUUAAGCACUAAUUUGCCGUUCUUCGUCGUACGUUAGUGAACUCUAGCUAUUUUCAGACAUGGCCGAUGCUUUGGUAGCCCAAUUAGGCAAACUGGUUGGCACGUGGAGUCUCGAUAAAAGUGAAAAAUUUGACGAGUACAUGAAGGCUGUCGAUGUCGGAUUCGUCAUGAGAAAACUGGGGUCCACUGUGAAGCCAGACGUGAAGAUAGGAGCAGCUGGGGACGAGGUUUUCAUAAGGUCCGAAUCAUCAGUCAGCACUCAUGAAAUCAAGUUCAAGUUAGGGGAAGAGUUUGUGGAAACGACAGCUGACGGCAGAAAGCCAAAGACGGUAAUAGAGUUGAAGGAUGGAAAGUUGAUCCAGGUCCAGAAGGGCGAUGGAAUUGUACCAUCGACCAUUACAAGAGAACUUCAAGAUGACAAUACACUUGUCUGUACGUGUGAGGCCAAGGAUGUCGUCUGCAAGAGGUACUACAAAAGGAAUGAGAAAUAAUACCCAUCACUAUCAGCAUCAUCAGCAUCAUCAUCAGCGGAAAUUAUAUAAAAUUAUGAACGUAAUUACCAUAAUUAUGAGGUAAUUAUUAAAUACAUUUAUUUAUGAAAUUAUGAUGGGUGUAAUGUUAGUGAUAAAUUAUUUCAAUGUGAAGUGCAUAGCUAUAAUGCCAUCAUCUACGAUUACUAUUAUUAUUAUUACUAAUGUUACUAUAAUAAUAAUAUAAUAUAAUAAUUAUUAUUAUUAUUUAAAAUUGUUAUUAUUUACUUAAAAAUUCCUAAGCAAACACUUCUUAAAAUUCUAAAGUUCAAUAGCUUAGCCUAGAGAGUUGAAUGAUAGAUCACGCGCGCGCGCACACACACACACAUACGCACACACACACACAUAUAUACAUAACACACAUAUACAUAUAUAUAAUUAUUAUAUAUUUUAUUAUAUAAUUAUAUAUAUUUGAUUCUCCCUUUGCUACCUUUAAAAGUAUUUUCUCCAGUUGAUGAUGUAUUUUUAAUGAUGGCGAAGAAGUUAGUUAUGUGUGCGUGUGCGUGUGUAUAUGUGUAUAUAUGAUAUAUUUUUGGUGAUGUGUGAUUUUUUUUUUCUUAAACUUCCAAAUGAAUUUACGUGACUCUCAUUUCGAUCGUUGCUGAUUUUUGAAGAAUUAUUUUAAUACUAAGCGUGCUAUCUCUCCAUUCAGAGGUUGAUUAAAUAUAGGUGAGAUUGCGAAGAUAAGAAUUUUUCUUUUAAAGUUGUUCAAUUAUUUGAUUGAUCAAUUAGUUAAUUAAUCAAUUACUUAAUUAAUCAAUUAGUUCAUUAAUCAGUCAGUUAAUUGUUGUCUUAUUGAUGUUGUCACAUAUUUUCGACGUUUCAUUGGUGUAAUUUUAUUUCUUUCUUUGUCCCAUUAAAAAUCAUUCAUUAUUCAAUGAAAAAUUGGAUGAGGAUUUUUUUUCAAUUCCAAAGUCAUUUCAAAGUCAAUGAAAUCAUUUACAAUACAUAUAGUGUAUGUAUAUAUACAUGUAUGAUAUAUAUAUAUGUGUAUAUAUGUAUAUAAAUAUAUAUAUAUAUCUUAUAUAAGUAGUAUUAGUAGUUUAGACUAUUGAUAAAAAGUAUUCUUUGUUUCUAUUCAUUCAUUUAUCCAAAUUUGUUUGGUUCCAUCGUUCUUGUUUUAUAAUUAAACUUAAUUAUGGUUUUUAUUAUGAAACUUAAUUAUAUUUAUUAUGCUUAUAAUUAUGGUUUCUAUACUUACAAGGUAGUUAUAUAAUUCUAAACAUACUAUAUGGUAUGUGCAGAUUUACUGGUGAGAAUUUGCGUCGUUAAAGGAAUUGUACUUCGACUGCUAUUGCUUCUAUUCGUUUGCUAUUCCCUCAAAAUGUUUAUAGAUUCAAAAUUGAUUUUUUUUUUAGAAAAAAAUUAUCUUAUCUUUGU